ACGGAGGAAGGGCGGUUGGUGGUUGCGCGCGCGCGUGCGCGGGGGGUAACUGAGGCGCUCCGGCUGAGGGGAGGCGUUUGCGAGCCCCGGGCAGGCGAGCCGGGAGGCGGGCUUCCUGGCGGAGCGAAGCCGAGCCCCACACCGCAGGGCGAGCGAGUCGCGUGCCGGGCGACCAGAAGCCGCGCCGCUUGCAGCCGCCGGUGCUUUUGUUGUGUCCGGUUGGGGGGGAUUUUUCCUCCUCCCCCCUCGCCAGCGCCGGACGAGCGGCGAGUUUCUUGCUUUCGGAACGCUACCUUUAAGACUGCAAUGGCUGACCACAUGAUGAUGCCAAUGAGCCAUGGUGUGAAUGGCCUUCAAGGCUACCGGAUAGGCAUGAAUGGUAUACAAGGGGCCCCACAGCAUGCGCAGCAUGGACUAAGGACCCUACCUGCCGGCCACCAGAUGAUGCAAUAUGGAGGCCCCACCAUGGAUGGAGCUAUGAGGCCAAGACCUGGCCUCAGUGGACAGAUGGGUCACCACCAGGUGCCGAACCCCAUGAUGUUCAGUAACCCAAGUCAACCGCAGCAGCAGCAGCCACAACAAUAUAUGGGACCUGUUGGUGCUCAGCAACUGAUGGCCAGCAUGCAUUUGCAGAAACUCAACACACAGUACCAGGGCUAUCCUCUCAUGGGCAUGAACAAUGGGCCUAUGGGGACGGGGAUUCAACAGUACAGGAUGGGGCCAGGCCAGCAUCCAGGCAUGCCCCAUCUUCCCUCACCCGCCUUGACCUUGAAUGUGAUGGACACAGAUCUGGUGGAUGAAGAGGUCUUGACGUCUUUGGUGGUGGAACUGGGGUUGGACAGAGUUCAAGAACUGCCCGAGCUUUUCCUGGGACAGAAUGAAUUUGACUUCAUUUCAGACUUUGUCAGCAAACAGCAGCCCAGUGCCAUCAGCUGUUGAGAUACCAUUCCAAGGGCUUCUUUGUGGGCUUCUGAUCUUGAUGUGCCCAAGCAUCUUUUUAUCCUUUUUGUCUUCAGCUCUACAGACCUUCCCAGCUCCCCAGCAAAACACAAUGGACAGUCACCUGGAGUCUUUUUUACUACAGCCCCUUGCACUGUGUUGCCUUUUUCUCAGGAGGGAGCAGUUUCUUCUCUUUGUGUAUGUGUGGAAACGGGUAUGUGUGGAAACUAAUGGCUUCUGCACAGGAAACAAAAUGGUGGCUGCAGAAUUUCUGAGCUAAUAGAAAGCAGACUGCCCACUGACUACUUUUGUUCAUUUUGACUAUGAAGUGUAAGAGUUGUGUACGUAGAGUUCUGCUGCUGGCUUUGCCAAGGAAGUCAGCCAUAUAAUCUGAAUAGACUUCAUUGUGGUGUGUUGAGAGACCUUGAGGGAAACUGUACUUUUUUGAAUUAUUAAUACCCAGAAGCUCACAAGCUGUGAUGGUUGGGGGAUUUUGGGCAGGGUAAUCCUCAAAAGUAAAGCUUUUUUCCCCAAGCUGUGGCUGUUGCUGGUAUUUUUUCACCCUUAUUUAAAGGAAGGGCAUCAUAAGAAGUUACUGCGGUUUGCUUUUCACUGUUUCCCACCUGCUACCAUUACAUCCAGUACAGAAAAUUACAACCAAAAGUUAACAAAUGUCUUGAUUUGAAGAGAUCACAGGCCUCAGGUUGGGUUUUGUUCUGCAUCUCCCCCUGCCCUCUUUGUUUUGUUUUGUUUCUUUUAGCAUAAAUAAUUAAAAAAUAAGCUAGCUGACAACAUCUUCAAGAGUUACGUGUUAGGAGUGCCGAUAACCAGAUUCUGUCAAAAGUGCUUCUCUUGUGGCCGAUGAGGCUUACUUGCUAUAAGUUGUCUGUAUUCCCAAGGGAGGGGUUGCACCCUCUCAUUAUGAAGCACCAACCCACCCUAUUGGUUUCCACAUGGGGGCAGUCAAUUACUUUUCUAUAAUGUCACAGAACAGCCUCCCGCAGUGUGGUGCUGGGCACCUAGCUUCCAUCUUCACUGGCUCUGCUGGGCAGCUGGGACAUAACAAAACAAAACAUCUGUCAGCUGACCCGUUGGGGAGGCUGAUGUUGAACUUUUUUCAGGCGCCUUAAAACACAAGCUUUUAAAAAUGUCAUCUGGUUCUUUUUCUCUGCCUCUGAAACCAAAUGAAUAUCUGUAAUUGUGGAUAUUGCUGAUUUUUUAAAAAAACAUUAUUUCCUAAUUUCUGGUUUCUUUCUUAUCCAUAUUUAUUUGGAAGGGCUGAACGAUUAUUUGCCUUCUGAGAUACUGAAAAGGGCUAAAGAUACACUAAAGUGCAUGCUCCUCCAAACCCUUAUUUUUCCCCUGGCUGUGGAUAACCACAAUUUCUUAGUUAUUUUAGCACCCUGCCUGCCUUGCAGGACUUGAUGUACUAGUUUAAACUAUGUUACUCAAAAACGUUUGAUAGAAGGGUGGGCUACCUGCUUGUUUUCCUACCUGGUCUUAUCUCAGUGCUUUUGAGGAAAAGGAAAGCCAAAUAAGAGCAUUUCAAGAGUUUUUGCUACCCCAUCUUUUUGGAGGCACAUAGUGGUGCAUCAUUGUUGAUUGAUGAAGUAAGAAUGUACAGAUGAUCUUCUUUUUCCCCCUCAAAUAAAAAUGCAAAACCCUUUGAAACUGA
Messenger RNA from Pogona vitticeps (central bearded dragon), 2614 nucleotides. It is a transcript of the gene CITED4, whose product is annotated as Cbp/p300 interacting transactivator with Glu/Asp rich carboxy-terminal domain 4. NCBI's taxonomy places the organism in Eukaryota, Metazoa, Chordata, Lepidosauria, Squamata, Agamidae. Gene Ontology annotation, cellular component: nucleus. The record is from RefSeq and is a predicted model, not a curated record. Gene Ontology annotation, molecular function: transcription coactivator activity. Gene Ontology annotation, biological process: regulation of DNA-templated transcription.